AUGAACAGCUCCCUUUUCAACCAGACCUUCCUGACGCACGGCCUCUUUCUCAACCGGAGCGAAGACCUCGCGGGAACUCUGGUCGACUGCUGCAACGGGAGUGGCAUCGCCACCACUGACGGCGGAUCCCUGGUUCUGCCUCCGGACGAGCGGAAACUCUUUAUCAUGCGGGUUGUCCAAAUAGCCGUACUGUGCGUCCUGUCACUGACGGUAAUAUUUGGCAUCUUCUUUCUCGGCUGCAAUCUCAUGAUCAAAUCUGAAAGCAUGAUAAACUUUCUUGUGCGGGAGCGGAGACCGUCUAAGGAUGUGGAAGCGGUAAUCAUCGGACUUAACUGA
Molecule: messenger RNA, 336 nt
Organism: Conger conger (European conger)
Lineage: Eukaryota; Metazoa; Chordata; Actinopteri; Anguilliformes; Congridae
Gene: rprml
Product: reprimo-like
Exons: 1
Coding region: 1-336 (111 amino acids)
Source: RefSeq, a predicted model, not a curated record